AUCCUAUUAUUGCUUCACCAUGGUUACAGUUUAAUCGAGUUAGACCGCUCUCUUCUUCACACUGUUUUUCAGACCCGGAUGACUACAGCUUCUCUAUUAAAACCAACUACUAUAAGCAUGGAUUUCUUGUCGGAUCUAGACGCACAAAAGUACCGCGAGGACGGUUACCUGGUUCUUGACGGGCUGCUCACGCCGAAAGAAUGUGACGCUCUCAGGGAGCGGAUGGGCGAGAUUGUGAACCGAAUGGAUGUUCCACAACACUGUCGAAUCCAGUUCUCCACCAAUCACGACGAACAACUAAAAACACAGGGCAACGCAGACUAUUUUAUCACCAGUGGCGAUAAGAUCCGGUUCUUCUUCGAAAAGGGAGUUUUUAACGAUGAUGGGGAUUUCAUUGUGCCAAGGGAACGUUCCCUGAACAAAAUUGGGCAUGCUCUCCAUGCCUAUGAGCCUUUAUACAAGAACGUUACUCAUUCAGCCAAAAUUCAGGGUAUAUCAAAAAAAUUGGGCAUGAAGAGUCCUAUGAUUCUUCAGAGCAUGUACAUUUUCAAGCAACCAGGAAUUGGUGGAGAGGUGACACCCCACCAGGACGCCACCUUCCUGUACACUGAGCCCCUGGGGAGAGUGAUGGGGGUGUGGAUUGCCCUUGAGGAUGCCACCCUGGACAACGGCUGUCUCUGGUUCAUCCCGGGCUCCCAAAACAGUGGGAUCUCCCGAAGGAUGGUGCGAACAGCUGAAGGCACCUACCCCUUGACGGACUUCAUAGGCAGAGAGCAGAGCUAUGACGACAAGCUGUUCGUCCCUGCACCAGUCAAGAAAGGUGGGGUGGUUUUGAUCCACGGAGAGGUGGUCCACCGCAGUGCCCAGAACACUUCCGAUGCCUCCCGCCACGUCUAUACCUUCCACAUCAUGGACUCCCAGGACACCUGCUGGAGCCCCGACAACUGGUUACAGCCCACUGAGGAGCUUCCAUUCCCAGCUCUCUACACUUAGACGACCGUGCACACAGAAGGACAGGCGGCGGGAGGGAGAGAGAAACAGAGGACGUCUGAGUCUCCCUGGAACUGAACAGGACCAUGACAAAGCAAUAUUCUUCUACCAGCAGAUAGUAGUUAUAUUUGUAGGCCUUUUGACCAUAAAUGUAAUCCAAGUUAUGUAAUGCUAAAUACUAAGCAGAGCAUAGAGCAGGAGAUGGUUUUGGCUGAGGGGUCACAAUCUUCAGAGAUUAUAUUCAACAGGAGCAAUGGACCAAAAUGUAAAGUACAAUCCAUGGUGUGACAUUUCAUGAUUGGAUCAGAUCUUUUACUUUAGAAAAUAUUUUUAAAUAAAUGCAAAAUACUUUUGUCCGA
Hypomesus transpacificus is the source of this 1349-nucleotide messenger RNA. RefSeq names its product phytanoyl-CoA dioxygenase domain containing 1 (gene phyhd1). Lineage: Eukaryota; Metazoa; Chordata; Actinopteri; Osmeriformes; Osmeridae. The record is from RefSeq and is a predicted model, not a curated record. The transcript is spliced from 11 exons. Bases 79 to 993 code for a protein of 304 amino acids.